UUUCGAUACAACUGAAUUUCCCACCAAAAAGAUACUGCUCUCCUCUCUACUUCCGCUGCUUACCCCCAUCCCUACGCCUUUCUAGUUUCUGCUGAACCAAGAACCUCCCCAUCUUCACCCCUCAAAGAUUCUCGAAAAAAGGCUAGAUUUUUCCUUCUGGGGGGUUCCACCUGUGCUGCAGCGAUGGCGCAAUGGAUUACACUUCUUUUCUUGACGAUCGCCGCCGUCCUCAUUUCCAUUCCCCAGUCUCUCUCUCUACAGAGUACGUUCAUCUCCAAGAUCUCUCCGCCCCUCUCAUUAUACUUAUUUUCUUGAUUUCCAAUAAGCUUUUUUCACAUUUACGCAGAUCCCAGUUAUCUAAAUUUUGUGGUGAACGCGACGCAGUUGCCACCGGAAGAGUACUACGACUACAUUGUCGUCGGAGGCGGCACCGCCGGCUGCCCACUGGCCGCGACACUGUCGGAGAGGUUUAAAGUCCUCGUUCUUGAAAGAGGCGGGGUUCCCUACGGAAACCCAGAUUUGAUGACUCAAGAAGGGUAUCUCACAGCCCUCACAGAGGUCGACGCCUUUGAUUCCCCUGUCCAGGCCUUCACCUCCGAAGAAGGCGUCCCAAACGCCCGCGGCCGCGUUCUUGGGGGCAGCAGCACCAUAAACGCCGGAUUCUACAGCCGGGCAGAUGAAGGGUUCUAUCUCAGGUCAGGGAUCAACUGGGACAUGCGAUUGGUGAACCAAUCUUACGAAUGGGUGGAGAGGCUCAUCGUAUUUCGGCCGGAGCUCCGGACCUGGCAAAUGGCGGUGAGAGACGGGUUACUGGAAGCCGGAAUCGACCCCUACAAUGGCUUCAGCUUAGAACACGUUCUUGGCACCAAGAUAGGUGGGUCCACCUUCGACCCCACCGGAAGAAGACACAUCUCAGCCGACCUUCUUGCAUACGCCAAUCCUUCAAACAUCCGUGUGGCCGUCCACGCCACCGCAGAGAGGAUUCUGCUCAGAAAACGCACGGCAGCCGGAGUUGUUUUCCGGGACCGGAACGGCAGGUAUCACCACGCCAUGGUCAGGGGUAAAGGCGAAGUCUUGCUCUCAGCCGGAGCUCUGGGUACCCCUCAGAUCCUUCUACUGAGUGGAAUCGGCCCAAGACCAUACCUAUCUUCUUUGGGCAUUCCGGUCUCCUUCCACUCACCUUACGUAGGGCAGUUUCUGUUUGACAAUCCAAGAAAUGGAAUCUCCAUUGUCCCUCCUUUACCCCUAGGACACUCUCUGGUUCAGGUUGUGGGGAUAACAGAGUCAGGUGCUUACCUAGAAGCUGUUUCUAACGUCAUCCCUCUAUCUUCCCCUACCCCACACCCCUUCUUCACCGGAACUCCAUAUGCUCCUCCGGUUUACUACCGGACAGUGGCAACAAUCUUGGAGAAGGUAAUAGGGCCGUCAUCUGCCGGGUCACUGAGAUUGGCCUCAACUGAUGUUAGGAUGAACCCCUUGGUCAACUUUAAUUACUUCAAUGACAGGGGAGACCUUGAGAGGUGCGUGAAUGGGAGCAGGAUGAUAGGGGAGAUUUUGAGGACUAGUUCAAUGGAUGCUUUCAAGUUCACCCAGUGGUUCGGCGGUAGGGAUUUCGUGUACGUGGGGCCCGCUUUGCCCGAAGACCAGUCCAGUGAUGUUCUGAUGGAGGAGUUUUGCCGGCAGACUGUUAGUACUAUCUGGCAUUACCAUGGUGGCUGUGUUGUGGGGAAGGUUGUUGAUGGAGAUUUCAGGCUGGUUGGGAUUGAGUCUCUCCGGGUCGUCGACGGGUCAAUCUUCACUGUUUCACCCGGGACUAAUCCCCAAGCUACCCUUCUCAUGCUUGGGAGGUAUGUGGGUGAGAAGAUGCUAAGAGAAAGGUUUUGAUAGAAAGUGACCAGAUCAUUUUUGUGACUAUUAGAUUUGGUAGUGUUUUUUUGUGGCUUUUGAAUAUGGGCACUUCAGUAGAAAAGUUAAGGCAGGAAGAAGAGAGGGUAGUUGGUGUUUUGUUUGCUGAUACAUUGAUUAGAAGAGGAAAGUGAAGGCCUAAUUGGUCUGCUAUGGAACCAGUCUGCAGGAUCUUCAUUGUGUACAUAACCUGAGAGUUUCACUCCUUUCAAUGCGCAUUCCUUAUGUGUAUUUUAUGAAGAUUGUGCUUGCUAGUAAACUACUCAUUUACUCAUUGAAUUGAAGACCAAC
Molecule: messenger RNA, 2196 nt
Organism: Cuscuta europaea
Lineage: Eukaryota; Viridiplantae; Streptophyta; Magnoliopsida; Solanales; Convolvulaceae
Source: the annotation of a GenBank genome assembly